Molecule: messenger RNA, 1387 nt
Organism: Styela clava
Lineage: Eukaryota; Metazoa; Chordata; Ascidiacea; Stolidobranchia; Styelidae
Product: TATA-box-binding protein-like
Biological process (GO): DNA-templated transcription initiation
Molecular function (GO): DNA binding
Source: RefSeq, a predicted model, not a curated record
CUUGGGGCGCUGUCAUUCAUUUUUGACGUCGUCGCUGUUCGUAUCUUCGUUGUUUGUGACUGUGUAGGUCACUACUCUUGCUUGAGUUCGAAAGGCGGUGUUUCCUAACUUCCUGAAUUUUUACUGCCUUACGAUGAAUCCACAGCGAGUCAUUCCAGGCACUAUUCCACAUGGAGGAAUAUUACAACAAAGGAGUGUUAGUGGACAACAACGGCCUUUGAUUUCUCAGGCAAAUCCACAAUUAUCACAAAAUCAGGCUGGAAGUUCUGGAUUAAGUUUGCCAAAUCCAAGUGGAUAUAACCCUGUGAGUCAUCACCAACAGCCACCAAGAGGUACCGGUAUGUAUGGAAGCCAUCCGAUGUAUGGAGCUCCAUCGCAUCAACAAAAUACACAACCUGGAGCAUCCAAUCAACACUUUGUUACUUUGGAAAGUCAAAGGUCACAUCGUCAGAACGAAGAUGAACGAUCAGAUGCUCAACAACACAGAACAUCAGUUGCAAUGAGUCCAGCACCUUUAUCCAAUCUCCAAGUCCCCACUCCUAGCGCAUUGAGUAAUUACCAUGCGAACACUCCUGGUUAUCCCUUGAGUGUGAAUGUAGCAACACCAAUGACUCCUCGAACUCCUGCCGAUUCUGGGGUCGGACCACCAAUGUUACAAAAUAUUGUGUCAACUGUAAAUCUAGGAUGUAAGUUGGAUCUCAAGAAAAUUGCCUUACAUGCUAGAAAUGCUGAAUAUAACCCAAAGCGAUUUGCUGCAGUAAUCAUGCGAAUUCGUGAUCCGCGGACAACUGCUUUAAUAUUCAGUUCUGGCAAGAUGGUGUGCACAGGAGCUAAAAGUGAAACUAAUUCAAGAUUGGCUGCCAGAAAAUAUGCGAGAGUUGUACAGAAACUGGGUUUUCCAGCAAAAUUUUUAGAUUUUCGAAUACAAAACAUGGUGGGAAGUGUUGAUGUGAAGUUCCCAAUUCGAUUGGAAGGCCUCGUCUUAACACACGGACAAUUCUCAAGUUAUGAGCCUGAACUCUUUCCUGGGCUGAUCUACAGAAUGGUGAAACCUCGCAUUGUACUUCUAAUCUUCGUAUCUGGCAAAGUUGUACUCACUGGUGCAAAAGUGAGAUCAGAGAUAGAGGAAGCUUUCAACAACAUCUACCCAAUUCUGAAAGGUUUCAAGAAAGCGUCUUGAAGUCUAUAUCUUUUACUUCACAUUUGAAGAUUUCUUAUUGAAAAUGGCGAACAGCGCGAAGGAUCACACAACCCAGAUGGCGCCAAUGACUGUUCUAUUUUUGUUCCCUUGUUUUUAUCACCAUGCAAUGAACAUUGUAAUAUUAUUUAUACAUAUACAGACUUUCAAGCAAACAUAUGGAAAGAAUACAUACAAAUCAUGAUUGCA